Molecule: messenger RNA, 1118 nt
Organism: Fusarium redolens
Lineage: Eukaryota; Fungi; Ascomycota; Sordariomycetes; Hypocreales; Nectriaceae
Product: nucleophile aminohydrolase
Exons: 3
Coding region: 230-967 (245 amino acids)
Biological process (GO): proteasome-mediated ubiquitin-dependent protein catabolic process
Cellular component (GO): proteasome core complex, alpha-subunit complex; nucleus; proteasome core complex
Source: RefSeq, a predicted model, not a curated record
CUGCAACUCCACCAGAGCUCACAUCCUCACUCCCAUCAUCCAUUGACUUGCUCUCUCUCCUUCAGCCUUCCCACUCUCGACUACUCAGCAGGCAAUUCGAUUCUCGUCCACGAAUUCAACUCGUCAAAUCGACUUAGACAGUUCUACUCACGAACUCGGUCUCUUGAUAUACUAGGAAUCUUCCGCCCUUCUCUAGCCUAGCUAUCACCACUACACACAAACCGCCAAGAUGUUUAUGGCAAGAUCUGAAUACGACCGAGGCAUCAACACCUUCUCCCCCGAAGGUCGUCUCUUCCAGGUCGAAUACUCUCUCGAGGCCAUCAAGCUCGGCUCCACGGCCAUCGGCGUAGCCACAUCCGAGGGAGUCAUCCUCGGCGUCGAGAAGCGCGUCACGUCGACCCUCCUCGAGACCUCCUCCGUCGAGAAGAUCGUCGAGAUCGACCGCCACAUCGGCUGCGCCAUGUCAGGCCUUCAGGCCGAUGCCCGCUCCAUGGUCGAGCACGCCCGUGUCGAGAGCCAGUCCCACGCCUUCAACUACAACGAGCCCCUCCGUGUCGAGAGCUGCACCCAGGCCAUCUGCGAUCUUGCCCUACGUUUCGGUGAGGGUGCUGAUGGUGAGGAGACUAUUAUGAGUCGUCCUUUUGGUGUGGCUCUGCUCAUUGCCGGUUUUGAUGAGGAUGGUCCUCAACUCUUCCAUGCUGAGCCCAGUGGUACCUUUUACCGCUACGAUGCCAAGGCUAUUGGCUCUGGUUCCGAAGGCGCUCAGGCUGAGCUACAGAACGAAUAUCACAAGUCUUUGACGCUCACAGACGCAGAGACUCUUGUUCUCAAGACACUGAAGCAGGUCAUGGAGGAGAAGCUUGAUGCCAAGAACGUGCAGUUGGCCAGCGUAACCAAGGAGAAGGGCUUCAGAAUAUACACAGAUGAGGAGAUGGCCACAGUCGUGGAGCGACUGCCAGCCAACUAAGGAUGUUACUCAUGAAUCAAGAGAAAUUACGAAUAGACACAAGAGAAACCCACUUUCGGGUCAUUGACGAGCACACAAACCACCACAACUAGCUCAUCAGGCGAUGUUUUCAGAGAGAUUUUGAUGAAAACAUCGAGAGCCUCACAAGAAG